Aplysia californica (California sea hare) is the source of this 575-nucleotide messenger RNA. Its product is annotated as dynein light chain roadblock-type 2-like. NCBI's taxonomy places the organism in Eukaryota, Metazoa, Mollusca, Gastropoda, Aplysiida, Aplysiidae. The coding region runs from base 165 to 461 and encodes 98 amino acids. Gene Ontology annotation, molecular function: dynein intermediate chain binding. Gene Ontology annotation, cellular component: cytoplasmic dynein complex; centrosome; cytoplasm. Gene Ontology annotation, biological process: microtubule-based movement. The record is from RefSeq and is a predicted model, not a curated record. The transcript is spliced from 2 exons.
GUCAUAGAAUUAAUCAACUGGGCCAAGAUCUAGAUCUACUGAUUGUUUUUAAUCUGGAUUCCCUCCCAAGCACUGUUGUUAGAGAGAGGAAAGGACGAAAGAGAACACUUGUCAGAAACAGAAAGUGAUUUCAUUGGCGAGUAUAUAUUCUAAUUCGAUCUGAAAUGUCGGUUGAAGUGGAAGAAACCUUGAAGCGUCUCGGCAGCCACACAGGAGUGGUGGGCAUCAUUGUUGUGAACAGCGAAGGAAUCCCGAUCAAGUCAACGCUGGACAAUGCGACAACUGUGCACUACGCCAGCCAUCUCCACAACUUGACAGCUAAGGCCCGCUGUACUUUGCGGGAGAUAGACCCCAUGAACGAACUCAAACUUCUCAGGGUCAGGUCUCACGACAACGAGAUUGUGUGUGCUUUGGAGAGGGAGUUUUUACUCAUCGUUAUUCAGAGAGACCAUAGAUAUUGAGCUCUCAUUUCAUGAACAAUGAUUAUGUCAUUUAGAUAACGUCAUUUUAAAAACUUUUAGAAAUACAAAGUCUUAGAACUACAGUCUUGGGUGGUUGGAGGGCGCCACUGGUAG